Clonostachys byssicola is the source of this 987-nucleotide messenger RNA. NCBI's taxonomy places the organism in Eukaryota, Fungi, Ascomycota, Sordariomycetes, Hypocreales, Bionectriaceae. The record is from the annotation of a GenBank genome assembly.
AUGAACCCUAAAGUCAAUCCCUUCGUCGAGUGGUCGAUCGGCCAAACCGGUCCCAAUCAAUGGAUCAUUGGCUCCAAGGUGGUGUGCGAGAGUGUCCAACACCCAGAACCCAAGCCAGUCGAUGUCCUUGUCAGCUGGAUAGAUGGCAACAGGACCUUCUAUCUCCGCAGACGAACUCCUGAGGAUACAAAACGCAAGGGGAACACUGAGGCUAACAGAGUUGGCGUCCCUGGGGUUUCAUCCGCCGUGUGGUGUAUCGGAGAUCGCAUCUUCAAAGCUCAUGCUUGGUGCGGAGGCAUGGAGCUCGAGUCUGCCAACAUCCGCUUUGUCAAGGCCAAGGUGCCCAGCCUGCCUGUGCCGGAUAUCAUAUAUGAGGAGAUCGACCCUGGCUUCAACAGGAGCUUCCUGGUCACAACACGAAUCACAGGAAGAACCCUGGAAGAAAGAUGGCCGAAUCUAGGCCCUCAUAAGCGUGAACUGCUUGCCUCGGACGUUGCCUCGUAUAUCAACCGGCUGGCUAAGAAUACGUCCUCGAGCUUCAAGACGAUCUCGGGCUGUGGAGUGUUUGAGCCGCGCCUCCUACCGAAGCCCAAUGAAGAGCAUCGACCCUGGCUGCCAAGAUUGCUCGGCCCAUUCAAGGGGGAGUGUGACAUGCGAAACUACAUGAUGACGAUCUCGAACGAAUUUCCCCCGGAAAUCGGCCACGAGUUCCGUUUUUACCAUGCCGAGCUUGGCCCAAAAAAUAUCAUCCUCGCGAACAAUGAUGCUGUUGCCGGCAUCAUAAACUGGGAGUUUGCAGCGUACUACCCAAGUCUCUGGUUAAUAACCAAGCCCUUGCUCGGCUCUUUUGAUCUAGAAAGUGACCCGAACGACCCGAGAGGCUGGGCGAAUCUCUUGAGGGACAAAUUACAAGUGUCUAACUACACGGAGUAUAACUACACGGAGCAGGAGCGCAUAUAUAACCGUUGGGUCAAAGGCAUGCUUUGA